Zerene cesonia (dogface butterfly) is the source of this 1485-nucleotide messenger RNA. RefSeq lists its product as uncharacterized. Bases 1 to 1263 code for a protein of 420 amino acids. Gene Ontology annotation, molecular function: nucleic acid binding. The record is from RefSeq and is a predicted model, not a curated record. The transcript is spliced from 2 exons. Lineage: Eukaryota; Metazoa; Arthropoda; Insecta; Lepidoptera; Pieridae.
AUGCCACGAAAAACGAACAUUGAUUUGAAAAGACAAGCCAGAAAAAUGGUGUACGACGUUUAUUGCUGGUUAAAAAAAGAUGCAAAGAAUGAUAAAGAAGCUUUUGACCAAUCGGUUAUAAGGAGAUGCGUCCACAAUUUUCAUCUGACAAAUAAAGAGCUUCCGACUAUAGAGAAGCUACGAGAAAAAUUAAAACAGGAUAUUAAUUUUACCGGAUCUGAACGCAGCUUACGACGAGUUUUAAAACAGUUGGGCUUUCGAUGGAAGAAAUCAGAAAAUAAUCGAAAGCUGCUAAUAGAAAAAAGUAAUAUUCGAUUCCUAAGGAUUGAAUUCCUUCAAAAAAUCAAAAAGUUCAGGGAAGAAGGUAGACCCAUAAUAUACACCGAUGAGUCUUAUGUGGACUCAUCUCGUGCUAGCACUAAAGCUUGGUCAGAUGGGUCAACCCAAGGUUUGAAAACACCAAUAUCAAAAGGGCAGCGCCUAGUUAUUGUACACGCAGGAUCCGAGAAUGGCUUUGUGCCCAAUGCACUGCUGUUAUUUAAAGCUGGCACAAAGUCUGGGGAUUAUCAUGAUAACAUGAAUUACGAAAAUUACGAAAAAUGGCUACGUUCGCAACUAAUGCCAAAUCUGCCACCAAAUUCGGUUGUAGUCGUAGAUAACGCCUCGUAUCAUAAUAAACAGAGCGAGUUAGCCCCCACAUCCAGUACGAAAAAAGCAGAUAUGCAGAAAUGGCUCCAAGACAAAGGUAUAGCAUAUCGCGAAAAUAUGUUAAAACCGGAGUUGUAUAAUUUAAUAAAAUUAAAUAAAGACUUACACAAAAAAUUCAGCGUAGACAACAUUCUGGCUGAAAAUAACCAUUCCGUUCUUCGUUUGCCACCCUACCAUCCUGAUCUCAAUCCAAUUGAGAUGGCAUGGGCAAAUAUAAAAGGAUAUGUCAGCGAUAAAAAUGUUACGUGGAAUUUUGAAAAGGUGAAAGAGCUAGUGAAAGAGAAAGUUGCAGCAAUGGGUCCCAGCGAAUGGGAAAGACUCUGUAAAAAAGUAAAAGAAAUUGAAGACGAAUAUAUCAAAAGUGAUCAUGUUGUAGAUAUGGUCACUGACCAGUUCGUUAUAUUUGCUGAUGACGAAAGUGACAGCGACGAUGACGAUGACGAUGAUGAAGAAGAUGAUGAAACAACUGAACCCACCCCUGGCACCAGCUCGGCUUCGACUGGUUUCAAUUUAAUAGAAGGCAUUUCUAUACUUCCUAUUGAUGAAGAUGAUUAGCAGCAGUACCAAACUUUACGAUUUUAAUAUAUUGUUUUCUUACUCUUCUCAUUUUACUUGUAUCAAUUACUUUUAUUAUUUUUUUAUUAUACAGAAGUCAUAAAAACUUUAAAAAGAAAUAAAGAAAUUAAAUAACGACUAAAAUGUAUUUCAUUUUACAUAUUUCAUCUUAUUUUAAUUGCUAAUCUACCAAAGAAGUCAUUUCUAAUCUCUUUCUCUCAG